AUGGAGACCAUUGUCAUCUUGGAAAAGCCUGCCAUCCUCGCCCCUGACUUGAGAACUUGCGGUAAUGUUGGUGACUUAGUCUCCGCCAUCAAAGACCUCAGACCAGAGAGUUUCAAUGACAUGGAGAUCUUCUCGUACAGUCUUCACGGACCUGAUGGUAGUCAGUUGUCACUGAAUGGACCGUACUACGACCCUCAACGCCCUUUACCACGUCCUGUUGAUUCAGUUCUCCGCAUCUCGGCACGACCAACGGAAAUGCAGUACGACCUUCUCAUCCGUCUCCCUCACCAGGAAUUUGCAUCUCCAUGGCCAGUGUGGGGUUGGGUUAGAGCGCAGUGGAACGAUACUGGAAGACGACUUCAAGAGAGGAUUCAUGCGAAAUAUGGUAUUCCAUUGCACGACUCCAUGCUUUCGUUCUGCGGCAGCAGUAUCUUUGAUACUAUGAGCUUGUACGAGCAGAAGAUCGUGAAAGGCUCCGCUGUCAGCGUCAAACUCAGCGCUCCGACCAAAUAUCAAUUCAAGGAGGAACAUAUGAUCUGUAUUGCCAAAAGAAUAGAUGAAAGCCUGGAACUCCUGCGCUUUGCGAUCAUCCGAUGCACCGGCAUCGUUGUAAACGAAGCAAAGGAGUGGUUGCCGGAUCGGUCCAACAUUUUCUCGGCAGACUGCACCGUAGGCACGGUGGAAGAGAAUGGAUUCCGAAGCGGGGAUAGUAUCAAGGUAUACCGCCAGCAAGAGAGCGCGACCACGAGGAAGAGGAAGUUGGAGGAGACCUGGUAG
Molecule: messenger RNA, 777 nt
Organism: Fonsecaea monophora
Lineage: Eukaryota; Fungi; Ascomycota; Eurotiomycetes; Chaetothyriales; Herpotrichiellaceae
Exons: 2
Coding region: 1-777 (258 amino acids)
Source: RefSeq, a predicted model, not a curated record